GCCUGGGCGCACGCCAGCUGUGAUUGAAUCGCCCUUGGUCUCUGAGGGCGUUGGGGCCAGAUGUCGUUGACUCGCCUUCCUUGUGCUUGUGGCUUUGUUUGGCUGUUGGCAGUUGUGGCAGUGGCGUGGCUGAGCACACAGAAGGAGAAUGACACCAUCUAUGACAUGAAGUUGUGCAGCAUUAAACAAAUCAGAACUGGGAAGAUAUAUAGAACUGAAGCCGUAGAAAUGGGGGAUGUGCUAUUUUAUGCAUAUGAUAAACCACGAAUUCUUAAGCAUCCAUGCAAAUCUAAUAUGGCUCUGUACAUGGGAAACGCUUUGUUUUUAACUAAAGAUAAUUUUCAUAGCAGCCUGCUUCCACUUAACCUUCCCAAGAUGUUUGCGGUUAAAAGUCCAAAUGUAUCAGCAGCUGUUUAUUCCUCUUCAUGUAUAUUGUUGAUAAUAAAUGGAAAUGUCUAUGCUUAUGAUUAUGAAGAUGGUUCCUGGUCAAUUCUUCUAAUUACACAGGUCUACUUUACAAAUAUUUAUACAGAGUACUGUUGCUAUAGUAAUGAUUACUCUUGCUCAUCUGUAAAUAAUCUCAUUUUGGUAUAUGCCAUUGGAGGUCCUGUAUCUGAAGCUGUCAUAUAUAUCUCAAACAGUCUGGGAUUUAAUUUCGAAGAAUUACAUUUACCUCAACUGAAACUCCUUAAUGGAACUUUUGAAGGUAUCUUUUUCUUUCAUUCCAUGUCCAAGUUUGCAGUGCUCUUGAAGAAUGGUGAUACGGCAAGGUUUGCUUAUACAGAACCCCCACAAAAUGAAACCUGGGGACUGCCUUUUCCUAUGUCAAGACAUCUUCGCAUGGUAAAUCUUCCAGGUUUAAAAGGUUUUUUGAUUUUCUGGCAUAGUCACCGCCUGCUGUUCUCGCAUAACAGUGGUCAGCUGGUGGAAGAUAUUCCUAUUAAAGAGAAAAAAUUGGUUAAGCAUGAAUCCUUUGGUCAAUCUGGAAAAAGCAUCUACACCAUUGCUGGCUAUGAAAAUGAAUUGGCAGUUUUAACUACAGAUUUUCAUUUUUAUUAUGGCACUCUGGGAUUGCUGUCAACUUCUUUAACUAAAAUUGCAGAAGAAAUUCCUGUGACAAAAGACUCAGCAUUAAUGUUUGAAAGUGUUGGAAAUGUUAUGAUAGUAUCUCCAGGGAAGGAUGUGGAUGAUCAAAGCUAUGAUUUCACACUAUGUUGUGUGAAUAUGCAGUAUGUGCUCAUGGAACUUGAGAUUGGCUUAAAAAGUUGCAAGGCAGAAAUUUUGCAUGGAGAUUUUGAUAAAAAAAUGCAUGUCCUAGAUAUGGGUGAAACUUUGGAAUUAUCUGCUCAGCUGGUGCCUCAGCCAUCUCAAUUACCAAUCCCAAUAGUAACCGUCAGUAACCCUCAUUCUCUUGGAUUCCAAGUAAAAAUGUAUGAAGAUGGCUACACCUUUGAAGGAAACACAAAAUUUACAAUAAACAUCACCCUGAUGCAGCAGCAUACCUCAGGCAGGGCUCACGAGAGCUUCAUUUCCAACGUAAAGAUUCCCAGUUUAUCCACCAUCACUCUGGAUUUAAUUGAGAGAGGAAUGUCCUGUAUUGACUUACAACCUCCGUCAGGCCUCAUUUCCAUUGGUUGUAACUGGAAAAAAAAGAUAAUAGUCCGAAGGGAUCUAAAUGCAUGUGUGAAAAAGUUCCUGAAACCCGUGGAACUGGAGAACAAUUAUACCUACAUCAUUGAAAAGGGAUCAUAUGACCCUAACUACCAUUCCCGACCCCAGCAAAAUAAUGUGGACCUGACUAUAAUAUAUGAUUAUGAGGAACUGGGAUGUCCAGGCCUGGUCUAUUACAACAGUCCGUGGAAACCAGUGAUUGAACUUUGGGAAGAAACACGACGUGUGGAAGUUGUGAAGACGGAAUUUGUCCUAAUAGAAAUACAUGGAUUGUAUACUUACAAUUAUUCCAUGACUGUUGGCGAGGCUUCCUGCGUGUCACAGGCUCAGAAUUGGUCUUCAAUGAUAGAUGCCUCUACUGUCAAAGGUGUGCACUCCUGGAAUAGACAGAAUUAUCUCAGCUGCCAUGAAGACCAUGAAAGUGCUCCAUUGUUAUGGCCUAAUGUUGAAUACCAGGUUCUUGGGGGCUCAACAAAAAAUAGUAUCAUUUUUGAUCAAAGAAAUGGAAUUUAUGUUUUUUUAGUACGUAUUGUGGAUCCCUUUUACAGCUACUGUGAUUUGACCACCACAUUCAGCAUAUACGUCUAUGGUGCUUUCCCAAAACAGGUGCUACCUGAUUAUUUAGUUUUCAUAGUUACGUUGGGUUUCAUGUUGAUUUUCCUCUGGCUUGGAUAUAUCAUUCCAAAACUGUUAAAAUCAGAACAUGGACAAAAAUUAAAAUCAUUUUUCCAGAAUUUAUUGCACAAGAACAAAAAAGAAAAAGUGAAAUUUAAUUUGCCAAAGUCCAGUAAAUAA
Molecule: messenger RNA, 2466 nt
Organism: Vombatus ursinus (common wombat)
Lineage: Eukaryota; Metazoa; Chordata; Mammalia; Diprotodontia; Vombatidae
Gene: CATSPERD
Product: cation channel sperm associated auxiliary subunit delta
Exons: 22
Coding region: 61-2466 (801 amino acids)
Biological process (GO): flagellated sperm motility; sperm capacitation
Cellular component (GO): CatSper complex; sperm principal piece
Source: RefSeq, a predicted model, not a curated record